ACAAACUGAUUUAGUCUUUUCGUAGCGUUCAACCUGUAGUAAUGAUGAAUUCUUCACAGAUGUUUUUGGUUAUUACCAUCUUAACGUUCACCUUAGCCAGCGUGUUCACGGAAGAAUGUGGCCAGUACGAGCAGUUCCUUGAAUGUGGGGCCAAGAAUGAGCUAACCUGCGCUGUACGUAAUAUUCCAGUUGACCCGAAUGAUUGCGUUGCCGGAUGCUUCUGCAAACCGGGCUUUUUAAGAGAAUUUGAAGGUGGAACGUGCGUCACAAGAAAAGAAUGUCCCUCGUUUGUUUGAAAUAAACGCUAUUUUAUUUAUGUUCUAUAAAAAUAAAUUAAAUAGUAAUAAGCAUUA
Messenger RNA from Anopheles funestus (African malaria mosquito), 353 nucleotides. Its product is annotated as chymotrypsin inhibitor-like. The transcript is spliced from 2 exons. NCBI's taxonomy places the organism in Eukaryota, Metazoa, Arthropoda, Insecta, Diptera, Culicidae. The record is from RefSeq and is a predicted model, not a curated record. The coding region runs from base 42 to 296 and encodes 84 amino acids.